AUCAUCCUGCCAAGUGCUUCCAAAUGAAUGAACUUCGCCGCGAAGUCCUGCAUGUGUACAAGGCGUGCCUGGUAUCUGCGUCCAAGUGUCCGCAACACGUCCACCGCGAGACGAUGCGUGCCUACGCACGCUUGAAGUUCCGUGAUAAGAUGCACCUCCGAGAUGUGCAAGCGGUCAAAUUGUGUCUCGCAGACGCCAAGGAAGAGCUCGAGCGAAUGGAUUACUACCACUCGAUGUACCGCGCAGGACAGGCUGACAAGGUCACUGCCUCCAGUGUUGGCGUACCCGUGUUGGCUUCCCAUUGUCCCAAUUGCAACCACUCGUUCGAGUCAGCCGUAAUGCGGUUCUGUGCACUCUGUGGCGUGCAGCGGCCCAACAUCGUGUCGUAAUCUCCGUCUUAUAACAAGAGGAUUACUAGUAUACAGAUAGUUGCAAGUUCUAUUGAGAUUUGCUACGCGAUUACACGCCUAUUCGGUGGCGCACAGCAACGCGACUCCCCGUAGUGUCCAAUGGACUGGCCGAUGUUCCCUUGAUGGCAUGGUCACAGUGAAGAGAAGGUACCGAUCAGUGCGGACGGGGUACUUGUACACAGGGCAGUCAAAGCCUCCAUACGGGCCGUAGUCGCCACUUCGGUUCUUCUUGAGGAGUUUGGUCGUGGCCGUCACGUACAGCACCGGGAGCGGCGCAAACAGUUUCUUGGGCUCGGACUCGACCAGCGUCGCGUUGGCUUUAUGCCACGCAGCUCCUUCAAUGAACAAGCCGUGAACCAGCACGCCUUCUUUCGGUGGUUGGCGAAUCUGCUCGAGCUUCUCGUACUCUGUGACUUCGGUGUGGUACACGACGUCGUCGAGUGCCCACUUAUCGGCCACGUGAUGCCUCGCCACCUCUUGCCGCAUCGCCGUGAGAAACCCUUGUGGAUUGAAAAAACCUGGUAGCCAGAAACAAAACGGUUUGGCCCGCUCGAGCCACCCCUCCAGCUGCUUGUGGCGCUCCAGCAACCCGGUGAACCACAGCCCCAGCGUGGGGGAGAACCACGAGAGCUCGUCCGCGCCUCGGUACAGCCACAAGCGCGGCACUUUAGCAUCAAAGAUCGCGUGAAUCGUUGUGGCAAUAUCCGGCGUGACCACCAACUCACCCUUGAUAGCAGCUUGGGCUUCCAGCAACACGCGGCGGACUAUCGACAUGACGGCUUGGAGUUGUUGCAGCUCCUGCCACAAGAACACAUUCAACGGAACGUGCAAUCCACCCAGCUUUGUUUGGAUAAGCUCCAAGCUGGACUCAUCCACAAACUCCUUGGGCAACUUGGUCAGCAACUCAUCGCAUUUGUCCAGCACCACGGCUUCGCGGGUCGCGCCCCCCCUAGCCGACGAUUGCGACUUGGGCUGCGUUUCGCUCAAGGUCGUGAGCAGUGCGCCAACUUCUUUGACCCGGAACGUCAAGUCUGCGUUUGGGUGCAGGCCAAAGAUCUCGGGCGAG
Aphanomyces astaci is the source of this 1476-nucleotide messenger RNA. RefSeq lists its product as hypothetical. Bases 24 to 389 code for a protein of 121 amino acids. The transcript has a single exon. NCBI's taxonomy places the organism in Eukaryota, Oomycota, Saprolegniomycetes, Saprolegniales, Verrucalvaceae. The record is from RefSeq and is a predicted model, not a curated record.